This is a messenger RNA of Didymodactylos carnosus, 969 nucleotides long. NCBI's taxonomy places the organism in Eukaryota, Metazoa, Rotifera, Eurotatoria, Philodinida, Philodinidae. The record is from the annotation of a GenBank genome assembly.
AUGUUAUCAACACAGCAUGUAUCAUUAUUACCAAGUAAAAGUGAAUUGUCCAAAGAUUUUAUUGUUAUAUGUUUGCAUGUCAACUUACCCGAUGAAAUGAAUUUUGAAAAUGCUGAUGAAUGUGUUGAUUACAUUAUCAAAAUUAAAAUAGAAAAAGUUUUAUUUGUCAUUUUAUCGAAUGAAUCAUGGAUUAUUGAACUUGUUUAUCAGUUAUCACAAAUAUAUGCAAUUUAUAUUUUAAAUGAUAAUGAGACAAAAUAUGAACAUCAACUAAUAAAUGAUCAUCAACGCAAAGUUCGAGGCAUUUAUAAUCAUAUAAACAUUCUUAUUUCACAAAUACCUAAAGAUUUAAAUUUAUUUUCAAGAAAUUUGAUUUCGUUUAGCAUAUCUGAUAAUAAUGAUUAUGACGAAGAAGAGUCGCUAAGUAAUUUAUUACCGUUAACCUUUAUAAAGCAUAGAUUAUUUCAUAAUUUAUGCAAAAAACGUCGUGUAAUGGAUGCAAAAGAAGAAAUGAUUAAAAUAUGUCGAGAAAAAUAUUCAAACGAUAAAGCAGAAUUGAUCAAAAUCAAUGAUUUUGAAGCAAAUUAUAAGCCAGAUCAAGCUAUCUACUGGUAUACACGAGACUGUUUCGUCUACCGUUUAGUUAAUCAGGCAAUACGAAAACAAAAUAUUGACGACGUUUGUGCUUUUGAUUUUUUUAUAGUUGACCUCUAUCAACAGUUGUGUAAAUAUCAUUAUUUAUACAUCAAGUCUCUAACUCCAUCUAGUGAUUUUGUAAAAACUGAUUAUUCUCCUAAAACUGAUACUUUAUUUUCGAAUGCAAUUUGUGCAGGCUUUCUUAGACACUUUCACGAUCGUAUCCAUUCAUAUAUUCAUAUUCUUGGUUGUCCAAAUGAUAAGCCUGAUCCACUCGCACUAUAUCUAUCAGAAACUAUGCAAAAUAUGACUACAAAUAAUUCACCUUCCUAA